AUGUUGUCCUCUCGCUUCGCUCGCGCCGUCCCGCGCUCUGCCUCUCUGGCUCGCCCUUCCACACUCAGAGUCCCCGGUGCUUCUUUCCGGAGAUGGAACUCGACAGAGGGUGGUGAGGAGAAGGUCAAGGGCCAGGUUAUCGGUAUCGAUCUGGGUACCACCAACUCCGCUGUUGCUAUCAUGGAGGGCAAGACUCCUAAGAUCAUCGAGAACGCCGAAGGUGCCCGCACAACGCCCUCGGUUGUCGCUUUCGCCCAGGAUGGUGAGCGCCUUGUCGGUAUUGCUGCCAAGCGUCAGGCUGUUGUCAACCCGGAGAACACUCUGUUCGCCACCAAGCGUCUUAUUGGACGCAAGUUCACCGACGCUGAGGUCCAGCGUGACAUCAAGGAGGUUCCCUACAAGAUCGUCCAGCACAGCAACGGUGACGCCUGGGUUGAGGCUCGUGGCCAGAAGUACUCUCCCUCCCAGAUCGGUGGCUUCGUCCUCAACAAGAUGAAGGAGACCGCCGAGGCCUACCUGAGCAAGCCCGUUAAGAACGCUGUCGUGACCGUGCCCGCCUACUUCAACGACUCCCAGCGUCAGGCCACCAAGGAUGCCGGUCAGAUCGCCGGUCUUAACGUCCUGCGUGUCGUCAACGAGCCCACCGCGGCUGCCCUGGCCUACGGUCUCGAGAAGCAGAGCGACCGUGUCGUCGCUGUCUACGAUCUGGGCGGUGGUACCUUCGAUAUCUCCGUCCUCGAGAUCCAGAAGGGUGUCUUCGAGGUCAAGUCCACCAACGGUGAUACCCACCUGGGUGGUGAGGACUUUGACAUCUCCCUCGUCCGUCACAUCGUCCAGCAGUUCAAGAAGGAGUCCGGCCUGGACCUCUCGGGUGACCGCAUGGCCAUCCAGCGUAUCCGUGAGGCCGCCGAGAAGGCCAAGAUCGAGCUGUCCUCUUCCCUCCAGACCGAGAUCAACCUCCCCUUCAUCACCGCUGAUGCCAGCGGCGCCAAGCACAUCAACCUGAAGAUGACCCGUGCCCAGCUCGAGUCUCUCGUCGACCCCCUCAUCAACCGCACCAUCGAGCCCGUCCGCAAGGCCCUGAAGGAUGCCAACCUCCAGUCCAGCGAUGUCCAGGACAUCAUUCUGGUCGGUGGUAUGACCCGUAUGCCCAAGGUCACCGAGUCCGUCAAGAGCCUGUUUGGCCGUGAGCCCGCCAAGUCGGUCAACCCCGACGAGGCUGUCGCCAUGGGUGCCGCCAUCCAGGGUGCCGUCCUGGCCGGUGACGUGACCGAUGUCCUCCUCCUCGAUGUCACCCCCCUCUCCCUCGGUAUCGAGACCCUGGGCGGUGUGUUCACCCGUCUGAUCAACCGCAACACCACCAUCCCCACCAAGAAGUCCCAGACCUUCUCCACCGCGGCCGACUUCCAGACCGCCGUCGAGAUCAAGGUCUUCCAGGGUGAGCGUGAGCUGGUCAAGGACAACAAGAUGCUCGGCAACUUCCAGCUGGUCGGCAUCCCCCCCGCCCACCGUGGCGUGCCCCAGAUCGAGGUCACCUUCGACAUCGAUGCCGACUCGAUCGUGCACGUCGGUGCCAAGGACAAGUCCACCGGCAAGGACCAGUCGAUCACCAUCGCCUCGGGCUCCGGUCUCUCCGACUCGGAGAUCCAGAACAUGGUCGAGGAUGCCGAGAAGUACGGCGAGCAGGACAAGGAGCGCAAGGCUGCCAUCGAGGCCGCCAACCGGGCCGACAGUGUCCUGAACGACACCGAGAAGGCGCUCAAGGAGUUCGAGGACCGCCUGGACAAGGCUGAGGCCGAGCAGAUCCGUGAGAAGAUCGCCACCCUGCGCGAGUUCGUUGUCAAGAACCAGUCCGGCGAGGGUACUGCCACCGCCGAGGAGCUCAAGCAGAAGACCGACGAGCUGCAGAACGCCAGCUUGAACCUGUUCGACAAGAUGCACAAGGCGCAGAAGGAGCAGGCUUCCCAGGCCGAGCAGCAGCAGCAGCAGCCCGAGGGUGAGAACAAGCAGUAA
Molecule: messenger RNA, 2013 nt
Organism: Penicilliopsis zonata CBS 506.65
Lineage: Eukaryota; Fungi; Ascomycota; Eurotiomycetes; Eurotiales; Aspergillaceae
Exons: 4
Coding region: 1-2013 (670 amino acids)
Biological process (GO): protein refolding; cellular response to unfolded protein
Cellular component (GO): cytoplasm; mitochondrion
Molecular function (GO): ATP binding; ATP-dependent protein folding chaperone; ATP hydrolysis activity
Source: RefSeq, a predicted model, not a curated record